This is a messenger RNA of Hibiscus syriacus, 1699 nucleotides long. RefSeq names its product organic cation/carnitine transporter 3-like. The record is from RefSeq and is a predicted model, not a curated record. The coding region runs from base 25 to 1572 and encodes 515 amino acids. Gene Ontology annotation, cellular component: membrane. Gene Ontology annotation, molecular function: transmembrane transporter activity. NCBI's taxonomy places the organism in Eukaryota, Viridiplantae, Streptophyta, Magnoliopsida, Malvales, Malvaceae. Gene Ontology annotation, biological process: transmembrane transport. The transcript has a single exon.
UUGCUUCCUCUCUUAGAACGGUGUAUGGCCGAUUCAACACCGCUUCUCUCUGAUUGUGAUAAACCGGCAGAACCCAAGCGGCUGCCUCGAUCCCUCGAUGAAACCAUCGAACGCUGCAUCGGAGACUUCGGGUGGUUCCAAAUCUUUCAAGCAAUACUCGUCUCAUUUGCUUGGGUCUUUGACGCCCAGCAAACGUUCAUCAGUGUAUUCACUGACGCUGAGCCAUCUUGGCACUGCACUGACGAUUCGGUUUGCGACAAGUUCUCCAACAUUUGCCAACUCCCCAAGGGUUCAUGGUCUUGGGAUUGGCCUGCGCACACAUCGAUUAUAUCGGAAUGGGGCCACGAAUGUUCCACCUCUUUCAUCACUGGGCUACCUGCUUCUUCUUUCUUCAUGGGUUGCCUAUUUGGUGGACUUGUGCUUGCCACGCUUGCUGACUCGACACUUGGCCGUAAAAAUAUGCUCUUGUUCGCUUGUCUAAUGAUGUCUUUUUCUUCCAUAUUCACCGUUUUUUCGCCCAAUAUUUGGAUCUAUUCAGCCUUGAGAUUCAUCAAUGGGUUUGGCCGCGCAACUGUUGGAACUUGUGCCCUGGUGUUAUCAACCGAGCUUGUGGGAAAACGGUGGCGCGGCCAAGCUGGUGUUAUCGGAUUCUUUUGUUUUACUUUAGGGUUUCUGUCAUUACCUGCAAUGGCAUAUGUAAAUAGAGGUUCCUCAUGGAGAACUCUGUAUCUCUGGAUUUCGGUGCCGACAAUUUUGUAUUGUGUGUUAGUUCGUUUGUUAGUUCACGAGUCCCCGAGAUGGCUGUUCGUUAAAGGACGCAAAGAGGAAGCAGUUACGACACUCAAAAGCAUGGCUCAGACUGCUAGUGUCUUGACAAUGAGUUUCUCCAAUGUCAUAAUCGAGCAAGAAUCUUGGAACGACAAUGUAGAUAUUUACUCUUCCAUCAAGAUAAUGUUGAACAAGCGAUGGGCUGCUCAAAGGCUAGCCGCCGUCAUGGUGGCAGGUUUUGGGAUUGGAAUGGUGUACUACGGCAUGCCACUAGGCCUCGGAAAUCUGUCAGUCAAUCUCUAUUUAGGCGUCACAUUAAACGCCUUAUCCGAGCUCCCAGCUUCACUGAUUACAUUCUUCCUUAUAGGGAAAAACAGGAAAGAGUCGUUGUUGGGUUUCACAAUCUUAAGCGGUGUAUGCAGUGUAAUGUGUGUGGUGAUGGGAAGAGUGUGGCCAAGUUUACAGAUAGCAAUGGAGCUGAUAUCUUUCUUCAGCGCUUGCACGGCGUUCAACAUGGCUCUGAUAUACACAUUAGAGCUAUUCCCCACAUGCGUGAGGAACUCAGCCAUCUCAAUGGUGAGGCAAGCGCUUGUGUUUGGGGGAGUGUUCAGCCCAUUGCUUGUGGCUGCUGGUAGGAAAAAUAACUUGAUAUCGUUUGGGGUUUUUGGGAUGGCGAUCGGGGUUUGUGGGCUGCCAUUGAUCGGGUUACCGGAGACGAGAGGCGGCACAAUUUGUGACACAAUGGACGAAGAGGAGCACAGACAGAAGGAAAAGGCGGCAGCCGCAAUUCCAACGUUGGCAUAAGCUGUAUGGGUCCAAUGAUUAACUUGCCAAUAAUUGCUUGUUAAAGUUGGUAUUUCUUUUUUAAUGCUGCCUUUGUUGUACAUCUUUUUCGAAUAUUUUGUAUGAAUAAAUUUCAUUAUUUUGUAAA